ACCAGCGAGUCGCUGCACAAGCAUUUUUACAGAAUUCUUCAUAUGGCAACAAUUUUAUCUGUCAAAAGUGUCAAACAACUGUCAAAAUGUUGACAGCUUCUGUUACCAAACAAUAUUGAUAUUUGUGUCACAUUUAUGUGAGUUUUUAUUUGCAAACAUAUGUUUGACCAGCGAGUCGCUGCACAAGCGUUUUUAGAGAAUUCUAUAUAUGGCAAUAAUUUUAGCUGUCAAAAGUGUCAAAAAUAUUGUCAAACGAGUUUACACAUAACCUAGAUUCUCAAAUUCUCAUGUUAGUUCAUUCGUUACGGAAGUUUAUAGUUUAUAUCGUAUUAUAAUGGCUAAACCGAUUAGAAGCAGUGUGAGGAGCAUGUUAUUUACGAUAAUCUGUAACUAUAAUCAAGUUCGACACGACGAAAAUGAGAGAUUACUAGAAAAGAAGCGAAUAUUGGACGAAAUCAUUCAGGCGACCGCGGGCGUAGAUGACGAAAAUGUUAGAGAAACUAUUCAAAAGCUAGCAAGCGAACUGAAGAAUGUUAUUGAUAAUAACGCAUCAGAAUCAAGUUAUUUAGAGAAAGUGUCUACUAUGACAGGUGCAAGCAUUCGUACACUACGCACAAUUAAAAAAGAGGGUUCUAUUAACCAAGGCCAAUGGAAUACGCCAGGGAAAAAACGACCCCGGCCACCAACUGUGUCAAAUUUAGACAAUUUUGAUGUGUCAGCCAUCCGUAAUAAAAUUAAUGAGUUUUAUUGCGUCAAAAAGCAGGUACCUACUCUAAGAGCCUUACAUGCGGAUUUGAAAGAAUCUAUAGGAUUCUCAGGAUGUUGUGAAACACUGAGGAAAAUACUACACGAGAACGGGUUUGAGUUUAAAAAAAAUAAAGAAGAGCGCUCCAUCCUCAUGGAAAAGUUUGAAAUAUCUGGGUGGAGGCAAAGGAAAGACUUACAAGGAGUUUCAAGUAUACACACAGACUUUCAAGUUACCUCCCUGCACAGACGAGAUCCUCCAGACUGA
This is a messenger RNA of Cydia fagiglandana, 1012 nucleotides long. RefSeq lists its product as uncharacterized. The record is from RefSeq and is a predicted model, not a curated record. Bases 335 to 1012 code for a protein of 225 amino acids. Lineage: Eukaryota; Metazoa; Arthropoda; Insecta; Lepidoptera; Tortricidae. The transcript has 4 exons.